AUGGCACAGGUUCAACGACCUCUGGUCAUCCAAUCGCACAUCAUCCGAUCCUGCUGUCCACGCCCUACUCGGAGGACGACCAGGGCGCUCUUCGCAAGAGGGAACAAGCACCACAGUUUGCACACCAAGACGGUCACCGACAAUGACAUUUCUCGAUUGGCCAGCUUGACACUGCAUCCAUUGACGCUUACAGAUCUCGUCAAACACGGAAAACCGCCGCUCACGACGCAACAACUGCUCACGUCGGCCAACUUCACACUGUCAAUACUCCCAGCACGACUCGCGCAUCGUAUACAAUCGCUCCGCAACCUGCCCUUUAUUGUCGUAUCGAACCCACACGUGUCUAAAAUACACUCCAACUACAUACACAGUCUCUCGACGCUGUUGCCAUGGGCAGAGCACGAGAUUACAACGUUAGAAGAGGAGGUCAAGUUUACGGAAGUUAUGGCCGACCUUGUUCAAACGCACGCGAAUACGAUUAGCAUACUAGCACGAGGGUUUCUGGAGGCUAGGAAGUACAUCAGCCCCAAAAAUGUAACUCGUUUCUUGGACGAGCAUUUGCGGGCAAGGAUAGGCACGCGACUGAUUGCGGAGCAGCACUUGUCGCUGCAUUUCUCAAGCCAGCCACAUUGCGAGGUUAUGCAUGAGCAGGACGACAACCCGGGAUACAUCGGUGUCAUUGACACGAGACUGAGGCCCGCGAGGAUCAUUGAUCACUGCGCGAACGUAGUAGGCGAGAUCUGCGAGCUCAAGUACGGUGUUCGACCUACCGUGGUGGUGAAUGGAGAGCCGGACUACGAAUUCGCACAUAUACCCGUCCACCUUGAAUACAUCAUCACCGAACUCCUCAAGAAUGCUUUUCGCGCAACGGUAGAAAGCGGCAUGGAACGGGAGAGCAUCGAAGUUACCAUCGCCCCUCUUCCAGAACUGCUACCGGGGAGCACGGGUACCAGGGAUGUCGACAACAUUAGCAACCAGAUGGUCGAAAACAAGGACCAAGGCAACACAGACAUAGCAUCCCAACGGUUCACUGGCAACACCACUACUGCGUCUCCGACGGCAGACUCAAACAUCCUGCCCCUUAAACACUCGACACCCGGCGUAACGAUCCGGAUCCGCGACCGCGGCGGCGGCAUUUCCCCCGAGAACCUUAAACAGAUCUGGGACUAUAGCUUCACUACCUUCAAUGACGACCAAGCAUCCUCGACGUUGACGGGCAACCACUCGGGCAACGGCAUGGACGCGCUGAAUGCCUUUUCAGGACCUGGAGGUGAUGGAGCGAACAGCUUGGCGGGGCUAGGGUACGGACUCCCGUUGGGAAGGGCUUACGCGGAGUAUUUUGGAGGAGGCAUUGCGGUGCAGAGUUUGUGGGGGUGGGGGACAGACGUUUACUUGAGUUUGAGGGGGGUGGGGAGGGUGGAAGGGGAGGACCAUGGGAAACCAUGA
This is a messenger RNA of Cucurbitaria berberidis CBS 394.84, 1446 nucleotides long. Its product is annotated as alpha-ketoacid dehydrogenase kinase. Gene Ontology annotation, cellular component: mitochondrion. The transcript has 2 exons. The coding region runs from base 1 to 1446 and encodes 481 amino acids. Gene Ontology annotation, biological process: protein phosphorylation; regulation of glucose metabolic process. The record is from RefSeq and is a predicted model, not a curated record. Lineage: Eukaryota; Fungi; Ascomycota; Dothideomycetes; Pleosporales; Cucurbitariaceae. Gene Ontology annotation, molecular function: pyruvate dehydrogenase (acetyl-transferring) kinase activity.